AAUCAAUAAAAUCCGAUAAAAGUGAAAAAGAUACUGAAAAACCUACUAGUGAUAAAACGAUUAUACCUAAAUCAGUUUCAAAAGAUUCUAUAAAAUCCGAUAAAAGUGAUAAAGAUUUACCUACUGUUCUAAAAGACGCAUCUAAAAUGGAUGAUAUAAUAACUGAAAAAACUGAUUCCAUCAUUAGUGACACUAAAGAUGAUACUAAAAAAUUAAUUACGACACAAAUUGACAGUAAGCAAACCAUCACACAUGAAUCGAUAACAGAAAAACAUAUGGGGGAAAAAACUGAUGUAAUAAAAACUGAAAAAGAUACAGAUAAACCAACAAUUGAUAAGACGAGUUUAACUAAAUCCGAUUCUUUGGAAUCUGUGAAAUCUGAUAAAAGCGAUAAAGGUUUAUCCGCUGUUAUAAUGGAUGGAACAACAUUAGAUAAAAUAAUAACUGACAAACAUGACUCCAUCGUUAGUGAUACUAAAAAAUUAAUUACGACUAAAAUUGAAAGCAAAGAAACCACCACACAUGAAACAAUAACAGAAAAACAUACAGGGGAGAAAACUGAUCUAAUUAAAUCUGACUCAGUAGAAUCAAUAAAAUCCGAUAAAAAAACCACCACACAUGAAACAAUAACAGAAAAACAUACAGGGGAGAAAACUGAUGUAAUAAAAACUGAAAAAGAUACAGAUAAACCAACGAUUGAUAAGACGAGCUUAACUAAAUCUGAUUCUUUGGAAUCUGUGAAAUCUGAUAAAAGCGAUAAAGGUUUAUCCGCUGUUAUAAAGGAUGGAACAACAUUAGAUAAAAUAAUAACUGACAAACAUGACUCCAUCGUUAGUGAUACUAAAAAACUAAUAACGACACAAAUUGAAAGCAAGGAAACCACCACACAUGAAACAAUAACAGAAAAACAUACAGGGGAGAAAACUGAUCUAAUUAAAUCUGACUCAGUAGAAUCAAUAAAAUCCGAUAAUAGUGAAAAAGAUACUGACAAACCUACUAGUGAUAAAACGAUUAUACCUAAAUCAGGUUCAAAGGAAUCUUUAAAGUCCGAUAAAAGUGAAAAAGAUACUGAAAAACCUGCUAGUGAUAAAGCAAUUAUACCUAAAUCAGUUUCAAAAGAUUCUAUAAAAUCCGAUAAAAAUGAUACUAAAAAACUAAUAACGACUAAAAUUGAAAGCAAAGAAACCACCACACAUGAAACAAUAACAAAAAAACAUACAGGGGAGAAAACUGAUCUAAUUAAAUCUGACUCAGUAGAUUCUAUAAAAUCCGAUAAAAGUGAUAAAGAUUUACCUACUGUUCUAAAAGAUGCAUCAAAAAUGGAUAAAAUAUUAACUGAAAAAACUGAUUCCAUCAUUAGUGACACUAAAGAUGAUACUAAAAAACUAAUAACGACUAAAAUUGAAAGCAAAGAAACCACCACACAUGAAACGAUAACAGAAAAACAUAUUGGGGAAAAAACUGAUGUAAUAAAAACUGAAAAAGAUACAGAUAAACCAACAAUUGAUAAGACGAGCUUAACUAAAUCUGAUUCUUUGGAAUCUGUGAAAUCUGAUAAAAUCGAUAAAGGUUUAUCCGCUGUUAUAAAGGAUGGAACAACAUUAGAUAAAAUAAUAACUGACAAACAUGACUCCAUUGUUAGUGAUACUAAAAAACUAAUAACGACACAAAUUGAAAGCAAGGAAACCACCACACAUGAAACAAUAACAGAAAAACAUACAGGGGAGAAAACUGAUCUAAUUAAAUCUGACUCAGUAGAAUCAAUAAAAUCCGAUAAUAGUGAAAAAGAUACUGACAAACCUACUAGUGAUAAAACGAUUAUACCUAAAUCAGGUUCAAAAGAAUCUAUAAAGUCCGAUAAAAGUGAAAAAGAUACUGAAAAACCUGCUAGUGAUAAAGCAAUUAUACCUAAAUCAGUUUCAAAAGAUUCUAUAAAAUCCGAUAAAAUGACACUAAAGAUGAUACUAAAAAACUAA
Messenger RNA from Acyrthosiphon pisum (pea aphid), 1976 nucleotides. Its product is annotated as nucleolin 2-like. Lineage: Eukaryota; Metazoa; Arthropoda; Insecta; Hemiptera; Aphididae. The annotation marks the transcript as partial. The record is from RefSeq and is a predicted model, not a curated record. The transcript is spliced from 4 exons.